AUGGAUGUCGAUGUUGCUGUCAAAGUGCGGGACUUUGAGCCCUGGGAGGAGGCCAAGGCGCUUGGGUCCGCCUGCCGCCUCGGCGGCCUGCUGCCCCUCCUGGCGCGGUCGCCCUCCCUUCUCACCACCUACCGCGUUGAGCUGCAGAAGCUGAGAGACGGCAGCUUUCGGCUGCUCCAGAUCAUGCCCAUUUGCCCAAAGAUGCUGGACGCCCUCAUCGCCGAAGCCGCCACUCGCACGGAGCCGGGCGUCAUCUUCCACGGUUCCCUCGGCACAGCGUGCCCGCUGCUCCAGCUGCCGGACCUGGAGCGGCCGAUGCCCGUGGGUGCUCGCAACGUCAAAGGCACGCGGGCGGGCUGCCUGCUGCGGCCCCUGUCAGCUGGCAUCCCCUGGCGCGAGCAGCGGCGCGUGCUGACCUCGGUGCUCAAGGGGCUGGCGGGGAUGCACAACGCAGGCUUGGUGAUGGUGGAUCUGAAGCUGCACAACAUCGGCCUGCUGGAUGGGCUCUCUCAGGCCGUGCUGCUGGACUUCGACACAGCCUGCAUACUGCCAUCGGCUUCUGGCGGCGCCGGCAGCUUUGUCUCAGUGGAGGGGUCAUCGCGGGAGACCAGGGCGCCAGAGCUGGACGCACUCGCCCUGCGCCCGACGGCAGCGUCCGACAUGUUCGCCUUCGGCAUCAUCGUGCUGCAGCUGGUGCUGGUGCAGCGGGAGGCCAUGGCGCUGCGCGAGGCGGUCAGGGUGGCGCACGAGAGCGCUGACCCUGUCAGCGCCCUGGACAACGUGCUGUACCGCCUGCGUGUGCCGAGCCUCAUCAAGGACUUCGUCCUUCCAUGCCUUCACAAGGACCCAACGCUGAGGCCCUCCGCACCCCAGCUGCUGGACAGCCUGGUGGCGCUGCCGGACGACGACCUCAUGGACGAGCACCUGACCGCUGAGCUGGGCUGGGGCCAGGAGGAGGAGAUGCUGCGCUGCUUCGUGCUGCAGGCCGCGCAGCGGGAGAAGGACCUGGCCGACGCGCGCGCGGUAAAUGAGGAGGGCGGUGGGGGGGAGGCGACUGCCACGCGGCUGCUGGCCAACAUGGCCGAGCUCAACGAGCGCAAAAAUGCUGCAGGGAGGGCGAAGCUGGAUGACCUGCUGGAUAUGGCCAAGGAGUUUUCCAGGCGGCUGCUGUGA
Molecule: messenger RNA, 1173 nt
Organism: Monoraphidium neglectum
Lineage: Eukaryota; Viridiplantae; Chlorophyta; Chlorophyceae; Sphaeropleales; Selenastraceae
Exons: 3
Coding region: 1-1173 (390 amino acids)
Biological process (GO): protein phosphorylation
Molecular function (GO): protein kinase activity; ATP binding
Source: RefSeq, a predicted model, not a curated record